Scleropages formosus (Asian bonytongue) is the source of this 1375-nucleotide messenger RNA. It is a transcript of the gene ltc4s, whose product is annotated as leukotriene C4 synthase. The coding region runs from base 185 to 631 and encodes 148 amino acids. The transcript is spliced from 5 exons. Gene Ontology annotation, biological process: leukotriene biosynthetic process. The record is from RefSeq and is a predicted model, not a curated record. Gene Ontology annotation, cellular component: nuclear envelope; membrane; endoplasmic reticulum. Gene Ontology annotation, molecular function: leukotriene-C4 synthase activity; enzyme activator activity; glutathione transferase activity. Lineage: Eukaryota; Metazoa; Chordata; Actinopteri; Osteoglossiformes; Osteoglossidae.
UAGGGCGAGAAAUACGGGGAAACCAGGUACCGCAACGGCCGCUGUUCCCCUCUGUGCGCUGCGCCCCCUGGCGGCGAGAGGCGGUACUGCGGCACUGUGAUGCGACCCUUUAAAAGGCCGGCGGUGUGAGUGGCGCGGCAGCGGCUCUCGGACCUCCGACCGUAGUCUGCCGUGCGCUCGCAGGAUGCUCGAGGAAGUGGUGUGCGUGGCGGCCGUCACGGUGCUGGGCGUGCUGGAGCAAGCCUACUUCUCCCUGCAGGUGAUCUACGCCCGGCGGAAGUACUCCGUCUCCCCUCCAGCCACCGCGGGACCCCCCGAGUUUGAGCGAGUCUUCAGGGCGCAAGCGAACUGCUCUGAAUACUUUCCCAUCUUCAUCGUCGUCCUCUGGGUGUCCGGUGCCUUCUUCAGCCAAGCUGUGUCCUCCGGCCUGGGGCUGCUCUACCUGUACGGACGAUACCGGUACUUCAAAGGCUAUUCGGCAUCUGCGCAGGGAAGGUUGGCACCGCUCUACUUCAGCGCCAAAGUGCUCUGGAUGCUCGUCGGACUGUCCGGCCUCGGCGUCUUCAAUGUCGUCGCCAAGCUCUAUCUGGGGCUGGACCUCCUGCAGCUGAUGACUGACAUCUUCACCUGAGUGACUUCUGCGUACCUGACGUCGAGCUGUUUAUUCCCACUUUAACUCUGUAAAUCGUGACUCGUUCCCUAGUUACACACCCCUUUCCUGUCGUACGCGAUCCUCCUCUGUUGCCAUGGCGACCCGCAGCCUUCCAGGGAACGGCUAAACAUCUUUGUGCAUUUGUUUGGGAAUUUGAAUACUUACAUUUAUUUUGCAUGCCGGAACAUCAGAGGAGGGGCUCGGACGAUAGGAGAACGAGGGCGGCUUUGUGUCCAGCGCUUUCUCUGAACGGUUCCGUUCCGUGUGGCUCGCUGUCGUUCGCAUCGUACUCUGUUUUUACCGCGUGUUGCUGCGGCCGGGGUCGUCGCGCAGGGCGAGGGUUUCUUCUACGUUCGGUUCGAGUUUCGGGUCAAUAAUUCUGCUUUCCUCCGCUGUUCGGAAAAGACGGGAGACUUCGGUUUGAUAAGGGUUCAUCUUAAGCGUAUUUAAGAUUUCCAUCCCCGCGAAAGUUUGCCUGCCAAGUAAAGACCUAAGAGGGCAGAGUUCCUAUGAAUUGUUUCUCUUUUGUGUGGAAAAUAUAGGAACACCUUUUUUUUUUUUUUCCCCCCACCACAAAGGUUCAUGGUUCGAAAUGGUCCAAGUCAGUUGGGCGCAAAAACAAGAGAUAUUCUUGCGGUUACAGUGUCAAAAAAGAAAAUCCAUGGUGAAUCUGCUGUCUGAAUUUCUGCUUGCUUUUGUGCUGAAAACUGCCCUCUUGAAAAC